This is a messenger RNA of Melanotaenia boesemani (Boeseman's rainbowfish), 3114 nucleotides long. RefSeq names its product EF-hand calcium binding domain 14 (gene efcab14). The record is from RefSeq and is a predicted model, not a curated record. NCBI's taxonomy places the organism in Eukaryota, Metazoa, Chordata, Actinopteri, Atheriniformes, Melanotaeniidae. The transcript is spliced from 9 exons. The coding region runs from base 544 to 1794 and encodes 416 amino acids.
UAUUAGGUUACUUGGACGUCCUGGCCCUGCCCAAAUAACUCAAGCAGCAAGACAAAUAAAUAGAGUCCCACAUAAUUUGAUUGUAAUUGAAAGGUUUUGUCGAUGUAUUUAAGGAAUUUGGGGUACCCUUCCCAACUGAAAUAUUUCGGAGCAGGUAAUUUGAAGGCACAGAGAGUGGACGUGAGAACAACGACAGCAGCCACUGUUAGCAGGCAUUAGCAAGGUGUCAGAUGCUACCAUAGUUAGCUUAACAGAUGUAAUAACCUGGCAGAUCGAAGAAAAAGUUAUUUCAGAGUAGCUGUUUUGGACUUGUAAUAUAAUGCCGAUCAGUUACUAAUUUUUGUAUGUGUUACGUAGAUAUAAGCAGACAAAGGCGAAUGUGUUUAUGUCUGUGUGCUCCAGUGCGUUGUUGUCAUUUAAGCUAGCAAGAGGACGGUAGCUUAGUUGCUACACAAACGACAACAAACCACCAAACUGGACAAAACAUUGGAUUUAGUCGGGUUUAAAUCGGGCUCGGCGGGUUCGCUGACCCCUCAAAAGAAAAUGAAAAAGAGGAAAGAGUUGAACGCCUUGAUCGGACUCGGAGACAGCAAAAGAAAGAAGGCCAAAAAGGGAUCUGGUCAUCGGCUUCUCCGAACUGAACCGCCCGACUCGGAGUCGGACUCGAGCUCAGAAGAUGACGACUUCAACAACCUCAACAGCGGAGCCAACUUUGGAAAAAGAAGCUACACACAGUGCUGCAAUGUGUGCUACCCCUUAUUUCUGUUCAUCAUACUCGCUGCUUGUGUCAUGGCCUGUGCUGGACUCAUCUGGAUGCAGAUUGCUCUGAAGGAAGAUCUUGACACACUUAAAGAGAAACUGCACAGUAUGGAAUCCAGCCAGAAGGUGUCAUCAAGUGAAAUACCAAAAUUAAGCGAGGACCUGAAAAACAAGGAGCAAAAACUUGAUGAUAUUGAGAACGGAGGCAAGGGGUUGAGCAAAAUCUGGUCCAACAUAACAGAAAUCAACCGAAAGAUCACUUUGCUGGACUCUGCUGUUAACAGUUUGAAGGUUAACUUGAAAUCAGCUGCUGAUCUAAUCAGCCUUCCUACAACUUUUGAAGAGCUUCAGAAGAGUGUUGCUACAAUUGGCAGCACGUUAACGAGUGUACAACACGAUGUAAAGACUAUGCAGACUGCUCUUGAAAAUCAGAAGAAAGAUGAUGACUUGAAGAAGACGAUGGAUAUAACAGACCUCAGAAGAGCCAUGGGAGAGGUAAACAAGACAGAGGAGCAGCACCACACAUGGACUGAUUAUCAGAUCCACAUCCUCCUUUCUACUGUGGCAGAUCUUCAUCAAAGAGUGGCCUCACUGGAGAAUGGGUCAAAGCACAGUUUGCAGAAUAAUGAUGCAGAGGUCCCACUGGCAAUCAGCACUGAACCUCCGGCAAGUGAGAUGGUGAAAGAAGCUACAACAACCAAAGCACCACCUGCUGAUGUGAAAGAGAUGUCCACACCACUGACAGAGGCACACACAAGCAGACGACCUCGCUUCUUAUCACCAAACCGGUCUAAGCGGAAUGCUGUCCCAAAAUGUCCAAAGAGGGUGUCCCUGUCUGGAGUCAGUUCCCUGAAAGACUUGGAAGAGAUCUUCCAGCAGGCAGGUGUUGGACGUGAUUCACUCGGACUUACCUACCAACAGCUGGAAAGAGUGUUUGGAACAUCAACUCCCAGUGAACAGGCCAUGAAGUGCUUUGACAAUGACGGGGACCAGAGGUACUCCCUGAUGGAGCUGAAAGAUGCUGUGGGUUUGUGAGGACACCAUCGCUGAUAUCUAUAAACAGUAUUGAAUACCCUGCAGGGUCUUGGGGCUUCGGGUUCACAACUAUUUCUGGAAUUGCUGCACUUUUUGUGAACUGAAUAUUUAUCAUACUGAUUGUGGAAAAAGUGGGGCUUGCAUGCCCUCUACGCACUCCCCAUCCCCAGGCAUUCAUUUAGACCUGUCAGUCACAAAGUUUUGCUUCCAUUUUAACUGUAAUCCAUAAGAGUAUCUGUAUGAAAUUCAGCUCUAAACCAUGGAAAAUUGGUGUGAAAUAUUCUGAAUCUGAUUCUUUAUCCUUUAUCUUUGACAUGUUGUGUUCAUUGUACUUCUUUUCUCUCUCUCUCUUUGACUACCUGUCUCAUCUUGAUGCAAUGAUUUUGUUUUUUGAACAGUUUUAGGCUUUCUGAGUUUUUUUGCAGAUGCCCCCACCUGUCUAUACAAAAACCAGGUACAACUUACCUAAACCUUAUUUAUAGGACUGGAGAUAGACUUUUAUGAAUGUUUACAAAUGACUACUAGAAACACAGUUUAUGUCAGGCUUUAGUUGUGUUUUUAGACAUUUUCCUAACUUAUCUUAAACAAGUAUAUGUAAGAGUCAAGACUUUUGUAUGUUUUUCUAAGCUAAAAGCUGAAGCUUGAUUUCCCUUUGUUCUGUGUUCUUUCUCUUCACCAAGUUGUGAUUUGGGUAAACCAUCUGUGUAUUUUUCUGUAGUUUCUUUGCUUGUUUGUUGCAUUAUCUUUUUUCUGAUGUUUUGCAGAUUUGAAGGGCUAUGAACACUUAUGAGUCACAAAGAAUCUUGAAAAUAGCUAUUCUUACGACAUAUGUAGCAAUAAUGAAAAAUCAUAGAUAUCGCUUUAGAAUUGCAAUAGAAAAGGCACACUUGGCUCACAGAAUAUAACAGGUAGUAUAAGAUGCACUGACCAUCAUUCUUUACUUGAUUAAUUUUAUUACAUUUUAAUGGUCUAAUAAUGGUGUAUUUACAUAACAAAUGUAUUAAUUGUGUACAUGUAAAGAUGUCAACCAGUUAUCUUGUGAAAGGGGUUGGAUUGUAAAUUUAGCUUUAGUCUUAUUCAACUUUGUUCUUUAAAAACAAUUCAGUUGUGCUUUGCAUGUUGCUUUUAAUGUAACAUGAACACUUUAUUUAUAAAUUUAACAUAGUCAACUACUUGUUUUUGCAGGACAAUGUUAAAUUGAGCUGAAACGUAACAGCUGUGGCCACCAUGACUUUUGGGUCCAUGCUGCUACUGUACAUGAGUGGGGAUUUAUGAAUGUCUUUUUGUUUGAGCACCAAUGAAUAAAGACAGUUAAAGGUU